AUGAUUCUGUUUAAGCUCAGAAACUGUUAUGAACAAUUACAGGUGUGGCAAGUUCGUACAUCUUUUGAUCAGAAACCAUAUCGAAGAUUGAUGAUGCAAACUUGGGGUGCAAAAGUACACCCAUCUCCAUCUGCAGUCACCGAGGCAGGGCAAAGAAUCCUUGAAAAGGAUCCAUCAAGCCCUGGAAGUUUAGGAAUAGCAAUAUCAGAAGCUGUAGAGGUUGCAGCUAAAAAUGCCGAUACCAAGUACUGUCUGGGAAGUGUGCUCAAUCAUGUUUUACUACACCAAACUGUUAUUGGAGAAGAAUGCCUUCAACAAAUGGAAGCUAUUGGAGAAACCCCCGAUGUCAUCAUAGGAUGUACUGGUGGUGGCUCCAACUUUGCUGGGCUUAGUUUUCCGUUCAUUCGAGAGAAACUCAAUGAGAAAAUUAACCCUAUUAUAAGAGCAGUUGAACCUGCAGCUUGUCCUUCUUUAACAAAAGGAGUAUAUGCAUAUGAUUAUGGAGAUACAGCAGGGAUGACUCCGUUGAUGAAAAUGCACACACUUGGACAUGACUUUGUUCCUGAUCCAAUUCAUGCCGGGGGUUUGCGCUACCAUGGAAUGGCUCCAUUGCUGUCGCAUAUUUAUGAGUUGGGAUUUGUGGAAGCAAUUGCAAUUCCACAGACUGAGUGCUUUCAUGGUGCAAUACAGUUUGCCAGGUCUGAAGGGUUGAUACCAGCUCCUGAACCUACUCAUGCUAUCGCGGCAACUAUUAGGGAAUCUCUUCGCUGUAGAGAGACUGGAGAGGCCAAGGUCAUUCUGACAGCAAUGUGUGGACAUGGCCAUUUUGACCUGUCAGCUAAUGAGAAGUAUUUGCAAGGUGAUAUGGUUGACCUCUCAUUUUCACAGCAGAGAGUUCAGGCUUCGCUGGGCAAUAUUCCUCAUCUGAUUGCCUGAAUAAUUGAAUGAGUAAAACUAUAGAAGACACUUGGGAACUAGGAAAAGGCAUGUUUGUCUUCCUCUUUUAAAUCAUAAUUUUUGUCAACACUUGUCGGCAUUUUCGUGUUAUUCAGCGAUCCUUCAGGUUCCAUGAGAAAGUUUUUUAAACUUUUCAUCUGAAAACCAUAGAUCACGGAGUUGUAGCCCUAGUAUUAACUAUGUAUGUGCCAUACUGGAAGAGUAUUAAUAAUGUUACUUGGAACUUCUGGUGAAUAA
This is a messenger RNA of Neltuma alba, 1194 nucleotides long. Its product is annotated as tryptophan synthase beta chain 2-like. The record is from RefSeq and is a predicted model, not a curated record. NCBI's taxonomy places the organism in Eukaryota, Viridiplantae, Streptophyta, Magnoliopsida, Fabales, Fabaceae. Gene Ontology annotation, molecular function: tryptophan synthase activity; L-serine hydro-lyase (adding indole, L-tryptophan-forming) activity. Gene Ontology annotation, biological process: L-tryptophan biosynthetic process. The transcript has 3 exons. Bases 1 to 936 code for a protein of 311 amino acids. Gene Ontology annotation, cellular component: cytoplasm.